Protopolystoma xenopodis is the source of this 426-nucleotide messenger RNA. Lineage: Eukaryota; Metazoa; Platyhelminthes; Monogenea; Polystomatidea; Polystomatidae. The record is from the annotation of a GenBank genome assembly.
GAGUUCAACAGGCGUUAUCAGCGUGAUUCGGUUUUCUCUAAGAUGAGGCUGCCUGUUGUGUUCAUACUUUUCUGUCUUCUCUCCGUAUCCUUUUGCGGACGGGAUUUCUAUUCAAUUUUGGGAGUUCCUAGAUCGGCAUCGAAGGUUGAAAUAAAGCGUGCAUACCGUAGUCUUGCUAAAACUCAGCACCCAGAUAAAAAUAAGGAUGAUCCACUUGCCAAUGAUAAAUUUAAAGAUCUAAAUGCAGCUUAUGAAGUUCUUUCUGAUGACAAAAAACGCGAAAUCUAUGACCGUCAUGGGGAAGAGGGCUUCAGGGGGUCUGGCGAAAGUGGUCCAUCCAUGGAUCCAUUCGCAAGCUUUUUCGGAAGCUUUUUUAACAUGGGUGAACAGCAAAAGUCGUCAGAAACACCUCGAGGUGGUGAUAUC